AAAAAUUAAUUUCUGAAAUCUCUCAGCUGCCAGGGAUCGCGUAUGUUUUUUCCCUCGCCUACCCAUGCCUGCAUUCGUUGUUCUCAUCCUUUCUUCUUCACAUGGCUUGAUUGAUUCAUUCAUUGAUAGAAGAAUAAAGCAACAUCAACCUUUACUUCUCUUAAAUCCAACCUUCAUUAUUUCCCCACCUAUUUCUGUUUCUCCUUAGGUGUUCGAUGAACUCUCAGUCAUGAAGAACGAGCACUGCUUACCAUAAUUGUAGGGUUUUUCAUUAUUUUCCCUUUUUUUUUUCAUUGUAACUUGUUUGCAUUAGCUCUGUGUUACUGUGAUCAAGCGACCCUCAUUUUUGGAUCCAACACGAGCACACUCUGCGGGAGAGGAGGGUCGUCAUUUCACAGGGGAAUUGGCCAUCCAAAUCGUGUGUCUACGGAGGCAAAAGAUUAUAGUUCCUGACACACCAAGGUCAUUGUGGGCUGUAAGUGUUCUACUACAGCGAAUGUUGCUUGGCACUUAAUGAUUGUUGCUAUGGACUUGAAUGCCUCACCGGUGCCUGAGGAAGAUGAUGAUAUUUUUGAGAGACAUAUAGAAGAGUAUAUCCAACCAGAAGAACGCAUAGAAACUGCAGUUGAUAUAGCACGUCGUGAGCGUGAAGAAAGGAAAAGACGGCUGAAAAGAGAACGGACAGACGAUAGACCUGCCCAUGUAUCACAGUCGACAACUGGUUAUGAUCAGACCUUUCAUGCAAAGUUUCUCAAGUCAUAUGAUAAAAGUAGGCUUCCUCCAGGCUGGUUGGAUUGCCCUUCAUUUGGUCAGGAAAUAUACUGCUUAAUACCUUCCAAGGUUCCACUUGGUGAAUCAUUCAAUGACUGUAUUGCUCCUGGUCGAAGAUACUCAUUUAAACAAGUUAUACAUCAACAACGAGUUCUGGGGAGAAAACUUGGUUUGGUGAUUGAUCUGACAAAUACUACUCGUUACUAUCCAGUUUUAGAUCUGAAGAAAGAGGGUAUCAAGCAUAUUAAGAUUCAAUGCAAGGGGCGUGAUUCUGUACCUGAUAAUUUGUCUGUGAAUCAAUUUGUCCAUGAGGUUACUCAAUUUCUAUCACGUCAAAAACAAGCAAAGAAGUAUAUACUUGUCCAUUGUACACAUGGACAUAAUCGUACUGGAUACAUGAUUGUCCAUUAUCUUAUGCGCACUAUGUCUAUGUCGGUCACCCAGGCAAUUAAAUUAUUUUCUGAAGCACGCCCCCCAGGAAUUUAUAAACCUGAUUAUAUUGAUGCUUUGUACACAUUUUAUCAUGAAAAAAAACCUGAAAUGGUAGUUUGUCCUCCUACACCAGAGUGGAAGAGAUCCUCUGAAUUUGAUCUCAAUGGUGAAGCAAUGCCAGAUGAUGAUGAUGAUGGAGUGCCAUGCCCUCCUCAGGAGAACCAUGAGACAGAUGCAGUGAUGACAAACGAUGAUGUUUUGGGAGAUGAAAUACCUCUUGAUCAACAAGAUGGAUUUCGACAGUUCUGUUAUCAAUCUCUUAAAUUGAAUUUUGGGGCCAGAGGACACUCACAUUUUCCAGGUUCCCAUCCAGUUUCUCUUAAUAGGGAAAAUUUACAAUUACUACGACAGCGUUAUUAUUAUGCAACUUGGAAAGCUGAUGGAACAAGAUAUAUGAUGCUAAUAACUAUGGAUGGAUGUUACUUGAUUGAUAGAAGUUUCAAUUUUCGAAGGGUGCAAAUGAGGUUUCCUUGCAGAGGCUCAAAUGAUGGUUUGGCUGAGAAGACCCACCACUACACAUUACUUGAUGGGGAGAUGAUCAUUGAUACAUUGCCUGAUUCACAGAAACAGGAGAGGAGAUACCUCAUAUAUGAUAUGAUAGCAAUUAAUCACGUAUCAGUAAUAGAGUCUGAUUCUAUCAACCGUACCCAAGCAAAGAAGCCUUUAGACAUCUAUUAUUGUAGAGAGGAAUAUGUGGUUGCACAAAUUAGCAAUCACUGGUAUACCACACAUCUCACAUUUUUGUCCAAGCGACCGUUCUAUGAAAGGUGGAAGAUGCUUGAGAAAGAAGUGAUUGAACCUAGAAAUCAGGAACGGCAUAAUACGUACCAGAGCAGAAAUCCUUAUUAUAGAUAUGACCUGGAACCAUUCAGGGUGAGGAGGAAAGAUUUUUGGUUGCUCUCUACCGUGACAAAGCUUUUAAAUGAAUUCAUUAAGAAACUCUCCCAUGAUGCAGAUGGCCUCAUAUUUCAGGGUUGGGAUGAUCCUUAUAUACCCCGCACUCAUGAGGGCCUCCUGAAGUGGAAAUAUCCUGAGAUGAAUUCAGUAGAUUUUCUCUUUGAGAUUGACGAUGAUCACCAAUCACUUUUCCUUCAUGAACGAGGAAAGAAGAAACUCAUGGAAGGGAAUAGGGUUGCAUUCAGAGAUGGUUCAGAUCCCUUGCUUCAUUCGGGGAAGAUCAUAGAGUGUUCUUGGGAUUUGAAUGAACAGGAAUGGGUAUACAUGCGAACCAGGACGGAUAAAUCAACUCCAAAUGAUUUUAAUACUUACAAGAAGGUUAUGCGGAGUAUAAAAGACAACAUCACGGAGGAUGUCUUGUUGAAUGAAAUUUACGAGAUAAUUCGCCUUCCAAUGUAUGCCGACAGGAUAAAAAAUGAGAGCAAAGCCCACCAGCAUGUUGGUGUAGCACGCCGAAGGUGAUUGGUGAGACUGGCAUUUGAUGUCUGUGACAUUUUCUCUGUUAAUAAGAUGCUGGAAGUGCAUUUGAUCGAGAAAAACAAAUUCAGCCGCAUCUAUUGAUGCUUGUCUACCAGAUUAAUUUCAAUUUGUAAUUGGAUUUGACUAUGAUGUGGCCAUCACACAUGUAGGCUGCUAGCUUCUAUUUUGUAAUUAGCUAGGCCUUUUGGUAUUGCUGUGCAGCUGAGUUGUAUUAUCCAGUUUGCAUAGUUCAAAAUGAGGCCUGAGUAUUCAGAUAAAGAGAAUUAGGUUUAGGUUCACAAUGUAAAUUAUCAGUUUUCGUUUCAUGUAGUGAUUAUAAGCCAUUCAAAAGGUAGCUGUUUCCUAGAUCCCGGUUCCAUUACGCGAGUGAUGAGUCAGAAUUUUUAUCCUCUGUAUAUUAGUACGAAAGAUCCUUCCAUGGUCUAUCCUUUUCCCAUGGCUUAGUUCCAAUACUCUUUGUUCA
Molecule: messenger RNA, 3163 nt
Organism: Prosopis cineraria
Lineage: Eukaryota; Viridiplantae; Streptophyta; Magnoliopsida; Fabales; Fabaceae
Exons: 19
Coding region: 514-2682 (722 amino acids)
Biological process (GO): protein dephosphorylation; 7-methylguanosine mRNA capping
Molecular function (GO): mRNA 5'-triphosphate monophosphatase activity; ATP binding; protein tyrosine/serine/threonine phosphatase activity
Source: RefSeq, a predicted model, not a curated record